AUGGCCAUUGUAAUUCUCGGGGAGGUUGCCAAUUUUGCAGCAUAUGCUUUUGCUCCUGCAAUUCUAGUGACUCCCCUCGGUGCUCUGAGUGUCCUCAUCGGCGCUGUUUUGGGGGCUUAUUUCCUCGAUGAGCGGCUUGGGGUUCUAGGGAAACUUGGGUGCGCUAUGUCGCUCCUCGGUUCAGUUAUAAUCGUGCUCCAUGCGCCCCCAGACGAAGAAAUUGGAACUAUAGAUGAAAUCUUGCAUUAUGCUGUUCAACCUGGAUUCCUCAUUUACUGUACCUUCGUUGCCGUCUUCUCUACUGUCAUGAUAUAUCGAGUCUCGCCAAAAUACGGCAAGAAGAACCCGUUGGUUUAUAUCUCUAUUUGCUCCACCGUUGGGUCUGUUUCGGUCAUGUCUGUCAAGGCAUUCGGAAUCGCCGUGAAGCUUACUCUGGACGGACACAACCAAUUUACACAUCCCUCAACCUAUGUGUUCGCCAUCGUCGUUGUCUGCUGCAUUCUGACGCAGAUGAACUACUUCAACAAGGCACUUAGCCAGUUUUCCACCUCGAUUGUAAAUCCUCUAUACUACGUUACCUUCACGACCGCCACCCUGUGCGCCUCUUUCGUCCUCUUCCGUGGAUUCAACACCACCGACAAGGUCGCCACCAUUUCUCUACUUUGCGGCUUCCUCAUCAUCUUCUCCGGCGUUUACCUGCUCAACCUUUCCCGAACCGAUCCCGACGGCCGUGCCAACGGUAGACCCAACGAUGACGACGCUAUCCCGACCGAUGGAAUCGCCGGCAUCCAAACUCGCCGGUCCCUCCAAGCUCGACGAAGCAUCGACCCACACCGCCGCAGCUCUUCGAGUAUCGCAUAUUUCAACGGCUCCGGCGAUCGAGAAGGGCUAAUGCGAUCCUACGACCUCGAGAGCGGUGCCACGUUUGGCCUUGAAGACCUGACCGAGGAGCCUGAUGAUAGCAGCGACCACAGCCCCUCGCAGAAGAGGAACGGCACCGCAGAACAUCAUCCCGACGACCCGAUCCCCGGCGCAAAUGGCGCAAAGCCUUAG
Arthroderma uncinatum is the source of this 1053-nucleotide messenger RNA. RefSeq lists its product as uncharacterized. Gene Ontology annotation, biological process: magnesium ion transport. The record is from RefSeq and is a predicted model, not a curated record. The transcript is spliced from 5 exons. Lineage: Eukaryota; Fungi; Ascomycota; Eurotiomycetes; Onygenales; Arthrodermataceae. Gene Ontology annotation, cellular component: membrane. Bases 1 to 1053 code for a protein of 350 amino acids. Gene Ontology annotation, molecular function: magnesium ion transmembrane transporter activity.